CGAUGGCCGACCAAAAAUAACUCCAACGUACAAGCAAAUCGUUCACAUAAGACGUACAAAACCUUUGUGUGUUAUUCAUGCUAAAUUGCCUUGCAUGUUGUAGUUUAUGACUGCAUGUCAUUAAUUUUAACUAAGUCACGGUGAAUACAGUUUAAUUACAUUAGGAAAGAACACCGAAGAGCAUCCGGCCUUGUUUUAGUCGGUCCGCAGAACGGUUUACACAUCCCUCUCACAUGGGAACUUCAAUUUUUAUUUGCAAUCAAAUGUGAACCGAAAAACGCUCGAGUUUUGCCUUUGAAAUAUCUGCGCCGUCGUCAUGUUGAAGUCUAAAACCUUCGUUAAGAAGACGCGGUCCGGCCGGGUGAUGAAAAUAGUGCGCGAGCAUUACCUGCGAGACGACAUUUGGUGCGGAAGCGAGGCGUGCGACGAAUGCCAACAGGAGUCCACCGUGUUGCAGAGAGAAGCGUGCAUCGAGAGCAACUUGUGCUCAUUUUCGCAUUACCUCAUCCCGGACACUAAUGUGGUGUUACACCAGAUUGAUGUUUUGGAGGACCCUGUGAUUCGUAACGUGGUGAUCCUCCAGACCGUUCUCCAGGAAGUUCGCCACCGCAGUGCGCCGGUCUACAAGCGUCUCAAGGACCUCAUCCACGAGGGAGAAAGACACUUCUACAGCUUCACCAAUGAGCACCGCAGAGAGACAUUCGUCGAACGCGAACCGGGGGAGAGCGCCAACGACCGGAACGACCGAGCGAUCCGUGCGGCGGCCAAGUGGUACAACGAGCACCUCGCAAAUCCCGAUGGCCCUAAGGUGGUGCUCCUAACUAAUGACCACGCUAACAAACAGAAGGCACAAGAGAGCGGUCUGCUGGUGUACAAAUUUGAGGAGUACAUCAAGGGCCUGAUAGCAAACCCCGAGCUUGUGGAUCGCCUGGCGUUGUCAAAUGAUGAAAAGAACGAUAUCACCUGCAGUAGGGUGUUAUUCCCCGAGCACCUCCCGCUGUCCAAGAUCCAGGCCGGCAUCAAAAGCGGCUCCUUCCUCCAGGGAACCUUCAAGGCUAGCAGGGACAACUACCUAGAGGCCAAAGUCUUUAUCCAAAAAGACGAGGAAGACGACACAGAGGUCCUCAUCCAGGGCCUACAGAACCUCAACCGAGCCGUGCACCAAGAUGUGGUUGCAGUGCAGCUGUUGCCACGCAGUCAGUGGGUGGCGCCCUCUUCCGUCAUGCUGCAGGAUGUGGGCUCGGCCAAGGACGACACCACCGAAGAAGAGGAGGAGGACGCUCUGAGAAGUUCCGCAGGGGUUGUAGACAGGAAGCCCACCGGCAAAAUAGUGGGCAUCAUCAAGAGGAGCUGGAGGCCCUUCUGCGGCAUGCUCAAUAUCUCCCAAAUCAAAGAGUCGACGCGGCACCUUUUCACGCCCGCGGACCGCUGCAUUCCACGCAUCCGCAUCGAAACUCGCCAAGCGUCCACCUUAGCAGGCCAGAGGAUCAUGGUGGCCAUUGACGGCUGGCCCAAAGACUCCAGAUAUCCAAAUGGUCACUUUGUUCGUAGUUUGGGCGCGGCAGGGGAGAAGGAUACAGAAGAGGAAGUCCUGCUGUUGGAGCACGACGUUCCCCAUCAGGCCUUCUCUCAGGUGGUGCUCAGUUUUCUUCCCAAAAUGCCAUGGAGCAUCAAACCAGAGGACAUGGUGGGCAGGGAGGACCUGAGGCAUCUGACAGUGUGCAGUGUGGAUCCUCCCGGAUGCACAGACAUUGACGACGCACUCCACUGCAGAAAGCUGUGCAACGGGAACUUCGAGGUGGGAGUCCACAUUGCGGACGUCAGUCACUUCAUCAGACCCGGGAACGCUCUGGACAAAGAGGCCGCCAACCGAGGCACGACGGUUUACCUUUGUGGGAAGAGGAUCGACAUGGUUCCUGAGCUGCUGAGCUCCAAUCUGUGUUCGCUACGCUCCAACGUGGAGAGGCUGGCUUUCUCAUCUAUCUGGGAGAUGACUCAAGACGCUGAAGUUCUAAAAACCCGUUUUACCAAAAGUGUCAUCAACUCCAAGGCAUCUCUGACCUACGCAGAGGCCCAGAUGAGGAUCGACGACACCAGUAUGAAGGACGACAUCACCAAAAGCCUACGCAGCCUCAACAAGCUCGCCCAAAUCCUCAAGAAGCGCAGGAUCAAGAAAGGGGCGCUGACGCUGUCCUCCUUGGAGGUCCGCUUCCACAUGGACAGCGAAACCCAUGACCCCAUUGAGCUUCAGACCAAAGAGCUCAUGGAGACCAACUCUAUGGUUGAAGAGUUCAUGUUGCUGGCCAACAUAUCAGUCGCCCAGAAGAUUUACGACGAGUUUGCAGAGUGCGCCCUGCUGAGGAAACAUCCGGCACCGCCGCCUUCAAACUACGACAUCCUCCUGAAGGCAGCAAAGUCCAAGGAUGUGCUGAUCCACACGGAUUCAGCUAAGGCGCUGGCCGACACCCUGGAAGCGGCAAAAGUGGACGGCUUUGCGUACUUCAACACGCUGCUGCGCAUCCUGGCCACUCGCUGCAUGAUGCAGGCCGUCUAUUUCUGCUCGGGCAUGGACAGCGACUUCCACCACUACGGUCUCGCCUCUCCCAUUUACACGCACUUCACGUCGCCCAUUAGGAGGUACGCUGACAUAAUAGUGCACCGCCUUCUGGCUGUGGCCAUCGGAGCAGACAGCACCUACCCGGAUUUGACGGACAAACACAAACAGUCGGCGCUGUGCAACAACCUCAACUACAGACACAAAAUGUCGCAGUAUGCUCAGAGGGCGUCCGUGGCCUUCCACACACAGUUGUUCUUCAAGAGCCGAGGCAUCGUGAGCGAGGAAGCAUUUGUCCUGUUUGUGAGGAAGAACGCCAUCAUCGUACUCAUCCCGAAGUUCGGCCUGGAGGGAACGGUCUUCUUCGACGGCAAGGACAAAAGCGGCCCCAACCUCGUAUUUGAUGAGGAGCGUCCAUCUCUGACUGUGGAGCAGCACACCUUCCAUAUAUUUGACCGGGUGAAGGUCACUGUCAGCCUGGAUGACUCCAAUAUUCAGCACCAGAAGAUACGCAUGGCCUUGACUGAGCCCGUGAUCCCAGGUGUGAGUGUUUCAGCCACGGACGUUGAAACGCAAAAUAAGAAGCCCAAACUGGACCGUUGAGCUGCCCCUUUUCAUCGAGAUUCUUCUUUGGACAAUUUAAUGAGACUGCCAUACAACCUUGUUUUUUCCUCUUAAUUCAAAGGGGUUUUUUAUGCUUAGAUAAAAAAUUUUUACACAUCCUUACAUGAUAUCUAAAAUUCAAUAUUUUAUGUUUUAAGAGGUCAAAAUAAAGUGAUGGGCAGUCUGCUUCAUCACCUCCAAUGUCACUAUUGAACGCAGUGUUGGGGAGUAACUAAUUAUAACUAGAUUACAUAAUUACAAAAUGUAAUUGUAAUCCAUUUUAUUACUGCGAGAAAAUGUGUAAUUAAAUUAGUUGCUUUUUGAAAUUUUCAAGGUUACAAUUUUAGUUACAUUUGAACAAUAGCCGCAAAAAAAAUUUCCCCCAUGUCACUUCCUCCUACAGCCGACACCACUGAUUGGCUCUCUCUAGUCAUGUGCCAUUAUGCCAUAGUCUCAACUUUCUCAAAACAUUUUUUAGAGGAAUCAUCCAAGGGUCAUGUUAGUGUAUUCAUUUGAAAUUAAGUAGUCAAAUGUAAUUAUCUUACUUUAAGUAACUGAAAUAGUUACACUAUUAUUACAUUAUCAACAGGGUAACUUUUUUUGGGGGGGGGGGGUUCAGGCAAACAGCAUCAUGGAUUUCACGAGUUAUAAUUUUUGCUGUAUCACGUACUGCAGUAUGUGGACAUGAGUUGCUUCUUUCCAAUGAAGAAUGAAACUAAUAAAAUCUCAUUUUUACUCUGCCAUUGUCGCACUGUCAUGUAAAAAGAAGCGAAGCACCACCAUAUGGAGGACUGUCAUGUUGGCAUUCAAUAAAGUGACAAGUAUUGUUCA
Molecule: messenger RNA, 3988 nt
Organism: Phyllopteryx taeniolatus (common seadragon)
Lineage: Eukaryota; Metazoa; Chordata; Actinopteri; Syngnathiformes; Syngnathidae
Gene: dis3
Product: DIS3 exosome endoribonuclease and 3'-5' exoribonuclease
Exons: 21
Coding region: 317-3157 (946 amino acids)
Biological process (GO): rRNA catabolic process
Cellular component (GO): nuclear exosome (RNase complex); cytoplasmic exosome (RNase complex)
Molecular function (GO): endonuclease activity; RNA binding; 3'-5'-RNA exonuclease activity
Source: RefSeq, a predicted model, not a curated record